Messenger RNA from Mugil cephalus (flathead mullet), 5830 nucleotides. Its product is annotated as NLR family CARD domain-containing protein 3-like. Lineage: Eukaryota; Metazoa; Chordata; Actinopteri; Mugiliformes; Mugilidae. The record is from RefSeq and is a predicted model, not a curated record. Gene Ontology annotation, molecular function: protein binding. The transcript is spliced from 5 exons. The coding region runs from base 669 to 3437 and encodes 922 amino acids.
UCUUAAAAAUAAUCACUUUCAUGAUAUUUAUAUUUAAUUCAGGCUCUGUCUAUUCUGUUCUACUCUUAAAAAAAGAUUUAUUUAUUGCCAAUACACAAAGUACAUUUGACACAUUUUUUAUAACAUACAACUUAGAAUAACAAAUAAAGAAAGAAAAAAAAAACACAAAAAGACACAAAAAAACAGUGGCUUAACUCCUAGAGGUUAAACACCCAGACCCACCUUCCCCCACCAUGGAAGGGUACAAUCCACAACACUCAGUCCUUAUUUGAGGAAACUCCCGACCUUCAGCUGCUAAAAAGCUGCCUGAUGCUUGUGUUAACAGGAGGACAGAAAUACGAGGUAAGAUUAUAAGUGUAGACAAAGCUACUAUGAAAUGAGAACCUCUCAAUAAAUGUUUUCUUUGGGAAGUUUCUAAUGACAUAUAAUCUGACUGAGCAGUGUCACAAUGUAUUUAGGUCAUGUCGUCAUAUUUUCAUCAAUAGGUCAAAAGCUCAAAACCAAACUGGCCUUUUCUAGGGGAGACUCUAAACAUUGAGUCAAAGGAGCUAUCUAGUUAAUAUAUGGAUGGAUCAUAAUGCGUCUAAUAAUCCCCAUCUCUAAUCGUGGUUAAAUCAGUUUGCAGUCAGAUGCACAGUCAGAUGUACAAAUGCAUAUGACCCGUGUAUAUGGUUGUUUUUGAUCAUUUGAUUACCAUUUUUCUUACAGAGAAGCCUGAUGUUGCAAGGCAAAGGAAACUCAAGUCUCAACUGAAGAAACAAUUCACCUGUGUGUCUGAAGGGAUUGAUAGACAGAGAACCUCUGCCCUUCUGAAUGACAUUUAUACAGAUCUCUACAUCAUAGAGGGAGAGAGAGGAGAAAUCCACAAACAGCAUGAGUCCAGACAGGUCCAAGAGGCAAAGUUCAAACCAAUGAGAGAAGAAAGACCCAUUAAAUAUCACGAUAUCUUCAAACCUGCAUCUGAAAAUAAUCCCAUUAGGACUGUCUUGACGAUUGGAAUGGCAGGCAUUGGAAAAACCUUUGCAUCAACGAAGUACAUGCUCGACUGGGCCGAGGGUACCGCAGUUGAAAACAUUCAUUUCACAUUUCCACUUCCUUUCCGGGAGCUGAAUUUGAGAAAAGAAACAGAACAUAGUUUUGAGGAACUUCUUCAUCAGUUCUUCCCAGCUAUGGAAAAUUCAGAGAUAAAUGACUUUGACAAAUAUCAAAUCCUGUUUGUUCUGGAUGGCCUUGAUGAAUGUCGCCUUGAUCUCAAGUUCAAUGAAAGUAACAAGUGGACAGAUGUGAAGAAGCCAACCUCAGUGGGUGUUCUACUGACAAACCUGAUCCAAGGAAAACUGCUUCCUAAAGCUCAAAUCUGGAUCACCUCCCGGCCUGCAGCCUCCAACAAUAUUCCUGCUGAUAAAGUUGACCGAGUUACAGAGGUACGAGGAUUCAAUGAUGAGCAAAAGGAAGAGUAUUUCAGGAAGAGAUUCAGUGAUAAGGACCUGGCUGAAAAAAUCCUCUCACAUGUGAAGAAAUCAAGGAGUCUGUACAUCAUGUGUCACAUCCCAGUUUUCUGUUGGAUCACUUCAAAAGUCCUGGAGGAUUUUGUGAACCAAAACAAAGAAGAGGGGAUGCCCAAGACUCUGACUGACAUGUACAUACACUUUCUGUUGCUGCAGUGCAGACAGGCUAAUGUGAAGUAUAGUGAAGAGGGAGCAGAUCAAACUUCUGAGACAGGUCCAUGCUGGAAUGCAAGAAACAAAGAGACAACCUUAUCUUUAGGGAAACUAGCUUAUAAGGAGCUAAAGAAAGGAAACUUUGUCUUCACUGAAGACGACCUGACAAAAUAUCACAUUAACAUCACAAAUGCUGCCGUCUUCUCUGGGUUACUCACUCAGAUCAAGAGAGAACGCCGUGGGCUGUACCAAAAGAAACUGUUUUGCUUUGUUCACUUGAGCAUUCAAGAGUUUCUGGCUGCAUUCUAUGCCUUUCACACAUUCAACAACAUGGGUGAAAAUGUGCUCACCAAACUCACUUCAGUGGUUUCAGAUGUGUCUGCAUCAGACUUCUACAAGAAAGCAGUGGACAAGGCUCUAGAUAGCAAAAAUGGAGACUGGGAUCUGUUUCUGCGCUUUCUGCUUGGACUCUCAGUGGACACUAACCAGACACUGCUGCAAGAGCUGCUGAAAAAGACAGAAAAUUACAAGAAGACCUACAAGGAAACAGUUGAGUACAUCAAAAAGAAGAUCAAUGAAGACAACAGUGACCCAGAUAAAAACCUCAAUCUGUUUCACUGUUUGAAUGAGCUCCAUGAACACUCCCUUGUUGACGAAGUUAAAAAAUACAUGCAGUCAGAAACAGUGGCUUUUGACAGCUUCUCUGCCUCACAGUGGUCAGCUCUGACUUUCGUGCUGUUGACAUCAGACGCAUGGCUGGAUGUGUUUGAUCUUAAGAAGUAUGUGAAAUCAGAGAAGGUUCUUCUGGGACUGUUGCCAUUGGUCAAAGUCUCCAAAACUGCUUUGUUGAGUUUGUGUGAGCUAACUGAAGAAUCCUGCAGUGGUCUGACAUCUUCAGUCUUCAACUCUCCGUCCUCCAAUCUCACAGAGCUGGACCUGAGUCAUAACGACCUGCUUGAUUCAGGUGUGGAGCAACUUGCAAAUGGACUUAAGAGUCUCCACUGUAAAUUGGAGAUUCUCAAGUUGCCAGGUUGUCAGGUGACAGAUAAAGGCUGCUCUUUCCUGGCCACAGCUCUCAAGUCCAACAAAGCCUCCCACCUUAAACACCUGGAUCUGAAUUACAAUCAUCCCGGAGAAAAUGGGAAGAAGAAGCUCUCUGAUAUCGCUGAGGAUCCAAAUAUGAAGCUAGAGACAGUGUGUUUCGACCAUGAUGGAGCACAUCGUUUAAAACCAGGACUGAAGAAGUAUUGUGCAGAUCUGAAACUUGAUGAAAGCACAGCAGGCAAAAGGCUUGUUCUGUCUGAAGGGAACACAAAAGUAAAAACUAAAGAAAAGGUGGAGGGGUACAAAGUUGAACGAUGUGAAAACAGCGACAGGUUUAAGAGGACACAGGUGUUUUGUGAUAAGGGCUUCAAACGGUGUUGCUACUGGGAGGUGGAAUGGAAAGGGAAGGUCGGUAUUGCCGUGGCAUAUCAGAGAGUGGGUAGAGGAAUGGACCGUAAUGGAGGCCUAGGAUGCAAUGACAUGUCCUGGAGUCUGAUUUGCUCCAAGACUGAAUACACUGCUAUACAUGGGAACACAUCAAAAGAUAUUAAAGGACCCUGUUGCCAAAAAAUAGCAGUGUUCCUGGACUGGGAAGGUGGAACUCUGAGUUAUUAUAGAGUCUUACCAGGAGAGUUCAGUCUCAUUCACACCUUCCAUGAAAAAUUCACAGAUGAACUGUUCCCAUGCUUCUGGUUUAAGAAGGGCUCUGUGACCUUAUGUGACAUGAACUGAACUCCUCUGUGAUGCAAACAAGUUGAAUGUACUGUAGUGAUCUCUACAAUACACAGAGACACACUGCACUGACAUUUUGAUAUAUUAACAAAAAUCUUAUCUGUAUCUUGAAGUGUAGCAAGUGUAGCAACCAUAGACUGACGUAUUUAAAAGAUGGGCAAACCCUGUGCGACAUCAUCCAUUAGCUUCUGAACAGGAGAUUUGAACAUCGACAUGGUGGCUGCCAUACUGGUUUUGAGAGACUCUUUUGGAUAAUCUAAAUAUGGCCAUGGGAGAAGCAUUGGUGGGGACUGGGGUUUACAGAAUGACGUCUGACUCUUAAACACACUCACUCAACACCACCAGCAAGCCAUGGCCACCAAACUAGGCAAAGCAUAGCCGUAUGUACAUAGACAGCGUGUUGACUGCUAUCGGUCAUUGGAGCGAUGUGCCUACAGGGCGGCCAUCUUGGUACAGUGCUGCUUGCUCCUGGAUGCAUAAAGUUUACAGAGGAAUGAUGUUUCUACACAAUUAAAGUCAUCAUAAAUGGUUUAAUUGUCAAGCUAUUUUGAUUGGGUUUGUUCGUGACAGACAGACACUGUUUUGGGGAAACUUCAAAGAUGUGAGAAAAGCAGCCAGCCAUAAAGAAUUGUCUACAACAAAAAAUAAUUCCAUCAUUAAUUAUAUAACAGGUCGUUGCUAGGGACACUGCCUGUUUCACCGUUGUGACGCUCUAUUUCAACAACCUACUCACUCUAUAUUAUCCCUUACUUACAUCUUACCUGUGAAUUAGUGUGAAUAGCCUCAGAACACUUGUCUCCACAAAUGACUGACUAACGAACCAUACAACAUGUCUGGCAGGAUGUGUACUCCAAAUGUGAGGAGUUUGCAGCUCAGGUCAGCUUUUAGUCAAUCUCAAUCUUGUUUUAUUACAGCUGAACAUAUGCUUUUUUUGUGAGGAAACACUGAAUAGUUUUUGUCCUGGUUGAUGCUAAGGUGUUGGUGGAAGUUAUUUUCUCAGUUACAACCAGCAACCUGCCUUUUAGGUUGGAUUCCUACGCCAUUUUUUAAAUCCUUUUGGGACUUUUUAGCUGAGGAUGUUUUAAAUAUUUUAAAUUAUUCUCUUAGAUUGGAGUUCCCAAGUGCUUUUAAGACAGCCUUGCUCAGUCCUCUUCUGCUGAGGAAUAAUUUAGACAGUUGAACGCUGAAGAAUACAGGCCAGUGUCCAAUCCAGUUGAAAGAUUUGAUGGAAACGCACAGUUUCUACGAAACUUUUCAACCAGGUUUUCAGACAUAUCACAGCACUGAGACUGCCCUCAGCAGGUUUUAAAUUAUAUUUGAAUGGACAUGGACAAGGGGAAACUCUAGUUCUACCUAAUUUAAGUACAGCAAUUGACACAGUUGACCACAAUUGUCUUUGCAGGUGUUUUGUGAUAAGGGCUUCAAAGGGUUCUGCUACUGGGAGGUGGAAUGGAAAGGGACAGUCAGUAUUGCCAUGGCAUAACAGGGAGUGGGUAUUUGAGGCCUAGGAUACAAUGACAUGUCCUUGAGUCUGAUGGUCUCAAGGGCCCAAUACACUGCCAGAUAUGGUAACACAUCAAAAGAUAUUAAAGGACCCUGUUACCAAAAAAUAGCAGUGUUCCUGGACUGGGAAGGUGGAACUCUGAGUUAUUACAGUGUCUCAUCAGGAGAAUUGAGUCUCAUUCACACCUUCCGUGCAAAAUUGUACUAUCCCUUUGACUAUCUGUUCCCAAGUUUCUGGAUUAAGGAGGGCUCUGUGACCUUAUAUGACAUAGACUGAAGUCUUCAGUGAUCCAUCAACUUCAUGCUGUUUGUGUCACUGAACAAAAAGAAUAGCAAGACAAAGUUGCAUUUCAUUUUUUUUUUUUUUUGCUAGCAUCGGUCAGAUCCAUCCAUAUAGAUACCAACGAUGGUAUCGACGCGUCGGCGACGCAAUGGUAACACAACGAAUGUUUGUAAGCAUAUGAAAAAUAAUGGAUAAGAAAAUGCAGAGCUACAGAAAAGGAGAGAGGAGGAGAUUUAUUGUAUUGUGCUUACUAAACAUACAUGCUAUUUGAAAUGCAAAAAAUAAUUUGAUUUAAUUUUUGUAUAGUUGUUGUGAAGAGAUAAAUAUACAAAGUGAUGUUUUGAUGUAUUUGAACAAAAUCUUUUAUUGUGAUAAUUAAGUAUUUUCUGUGUACUUAUAAACGUUGCCCAAAUUCAGUAGUUAAUAUUUUGCAUACAUACAUAAAUGUGCGAUUUUUCUGUUAUUUACUUAUUUAUAAGAUUCAAUUAUUUUGAAACUACAAUCUGGGCACCGUUGAAACAAAUAGUUGUGAGCAGUAUUUUUGAAUGUGUCAUGGAGAGAACGUCUGUACUACUGCCAUAAUAAAUUGCUGCAUAUUUCAAAUGUA